This is a messenger RNA of Vigna angularis (adzuki bean), 2357 nucleotides long. RefSeq names its product phospho-N-acetylmuramoyl-pentapeptide-transferase homolog. Lineage: Eukaryota; Viridiplantae; Streptophyta; Magnoliopsida; Fabales; Fabaceae. Gene Ontology annotation, molecular function: phospho-N-acetylmuramoyl-pentapeptide-transferase activity. Gene Ontology annotation, biological process: cell wall macromolecule biosynthetic process; cell wall organization. Bases 959 to 2251 code for a protein of 430 amino acids. Gene Ontology annotation, cellular component: membrane. The record is from RefSeq and is a predicted model, not a curated record. The transcript has 7 exons.
UAUUCCUGUAGUUUUACUGUGGUUUUACUCUCACAACACUUAAUAGUAUUCUCAGACCUGAUAAUAUGCUAAGCUGAGGUGCGCGCCGUUCAGAAAGUCUGAUACCGUGGUCUGUCAUCUUUAGUUUGAGAGAUGAGAUGAUCACUUCGUUCAGUUUCAGUUUUGUUUUAUUUUUCUGUUGUUUUACCGUUGCUUUACUCUUACCAUUCGUAAUUUUAUUAUCAGUCAGGGUUCUUGUUCUUCUGAAAGUCUGAAACCGUAGUUUCUUAGUCUCUAAUUUUGAGUUUGAGAGAUUAUUACUUCCGAUCAUUUUCAAUUUUGUUUUCUUUUUCUAUAUUUUUUACCGUUGCUUUACUCUUACCAUUCGUAAUUUUAUUAUCAGUCAGGUUCUUGUUCUUCUGAAAGUCUGAAACCGUAGUUUCUUACUCUCUAAUUUUGAGUUUGAGAGAUUAUUACUUCCGAUCAUUUUCAAUUUUGUUUUCUUUUUCUAUAUUUUUACCAUUGCGCUACUCUUACAAUUCUUAAUAAUAUACUCAGCCGAGGUGCUUGAUUUUCUGACAGUUUGAAACUAUUGUCUCUUAGCUGUAAUUUUGAGUGAGAGACAAUAGCUUGAUAAUCUAAUGAAACAUUUGCACGGAUAAUAAUUGCUAAAUUUGUCGAUGUUGAGAAUAUGGUGCUUUUGAUGCUUAGGUGCUUAACGCACGUCAUUAUCAAGCUAAUCUUGAAGGUUAAAUUAUAAUUCUGAUAGUACCAAAAGACUAAAAGCACCUAAAGAAUUGCACCUGAAUUCUGUCUUUCGACAAACAAGUGCUCUUGAUUCUUUCACUAGUGAUUGCUGUGAAACUGAUGUGAUAUAAUGUGUGUAUUUUCUUAUAUGCAUACAGUUAGAAGGGUUUAUAUCUGGAAUUUAACAUACGAGCCCCCUUUGAGGUUUUAGCAGGAUUCGUUUGACAUACCAAUGUUUGAUGAUUGGAAUGCUGCUGAUGAAAGUUCUGCGUAUGUGUUCUCCUCCAGUGACGGGGAAGACUAUGAUGGUGAAGUUUUUCUCACUCCGGUGAAUGACAUUGAUUUGCCUUCUGUUUCUGCAUCAAAUGAUGAUGCUGUAACAGUGGCUGCUCAUAGGUUUGCAACCCUUGGGAGGGGACAGAAGAAGCCUAGGACCAAACUAGGAAUUUUCAUCACUAUGGGGCUUAUAAUUGUCUUGACAUUACUGCUGUUGUAUGUGGAUUGGUGUGCGUGGAGAAUUGUUAGGCUUCCCUUAUCACCUUUUUACUUAACCCGUCCAUUUCUCAUAUCAGCCUUUUUGGUUUCUUUUGCUGGCUAUGUGGGCAUCCCAAUAUUUCGUCUUUUUAAAUUUAUCCAUGUAAUCAAGCAACAAGGGCCUGCUAGCCAUCGAACGAAAAAGCUUACACCAACACUGGGUGGUUUGCUUUUUGUACCUAUUGGUAUAAUUGUAGCUCAUGUCUUUGCUAGUUCCUCGUCAACAGAAGUUUCUGGGGCAGCUGGCGCAACUAUUGCAUUUGCUGCAGUCGGUUUACUUAGUGAUAUAUUAAGCCUCACCAAUCAUCGGAGAGUUUUGCCUGUAUUGACAGAAGUUCUUUUGCAGGUAGCCGUUGGAACGUGGUUUUCAUUUUGGUUGGACAUCACCAGUAUAUCUUCACCCUAUGGCAUGAAGAUGCUGGUUCCUCUGCCAUUGGGCCUCGUGUACUUGGGAAGAUGUUACCAACUCUUGACAUCAUUUAGUUUUGUUUCCAUGGGACAUGGUGUUAAAUUAGCAGAUGCUAUUGACGGAUUAGCAGGAGGUACUGCUGCACUGGCGUUUACCGGAAUGUCAAUAGCUGUUCUUCCAGUAUGUUCUGAUCUUGCGAUAUUUGGGGCUUCAAUGGCUGGAUCAUGUGUUGGAUUUCUUCUACACAACAGAUACAAAGCGUCGAUAUUUAUGGGUCACACAGGAUCUUUGGCUCUUGGUGGUGGGUUAGCUGCAAUGGCUUCAUGUACUGGAAUGUUCUUCCCGCUACUCAUUUCUUCCGGAAUUUUCGUUGUUGAGUCAUUAUCAGUUAUCAUCCAGUUAUUGUACUUGAAGAUAACUAAGAGCUUCCGGGGAGCAGGUUGGCGCCUUUUGAGGAUUCCUCCCUUUCAUUACCGCCUCCAAUUACGUGGGUUCAGAGAACCAAAUAUUGUAUUAGGUGCUUAUCUUAUAUCAUCUAUUUUGGCUUUGCUUGGCGGCUAUGUAGGUCUAGUUUCAGCUUAACAUUUUCAUACGGAUUGUUAAACAAAUGAGACAGUUGAACAGUUUCGAGUUUAGAUGUCUGACCUUAGAAAAUGGGGAAAUAUAAAAGUGAUAGAGUUGCAAUCCA